AUGUCCCAUCAAGAAGCGAGCAACAACAAAAAGGAGAGCGUGGCUACGAGCUACGAGGGCCUCAAGUGCUACCACCUCCUGAAGACUGAAGUCCGACUCGACGACGGGUCCGUCACCUUCCAACCAACGCUGAUCGAAUCCGAGCUCUUCCGCAUUCUCCGCGCGCUGAAGGUCGUCGAUGCGACCGCCACGACGACGCAAGAGCGUCAGCUAGGACUCUUCGUCAACGCGUGCUGCAACCAGAAGGCGAGCACCAAGGGUAUCGAUGUCAUUGGGUGUUUCGGCAAGCAAGCGGCGGUUGCAGCUGAUCUUCGCGCCCAAGAUUGGUGGUCAUCGAGUCUCGAGAAGUACUUGCAGCCCGACGACGAAGGCGUGUAUGCGAUUUUGGUGCCAGAGGAGAGCGAGCGACCGAAGCUCGUCCUCUUCACGUGGCUUCUCGACUCGUCGUUCGCUCAGCAGCACCUGCGCGAGCAGGCGACAUAUGCCCUGCGCUUUAUGACAACGCUGACGCCAACCGUGCGCUGGUGUCUCGAGGAAGCCGACUGGCCCGCACUCGAGACGGCGGAUGCCGAGACGCGCAAGGAGACGAAGCGGACGAAGCACGCUGUCAAGUUUAUCAUCAACAAGGCAACGGUCGAGGACGAGAAAGUCUCGUGCGACCUCGUGUCGGUAGCGACAACGACGAAGGACGCGAAGCUGGCAUGCGCAACGGGUGCCACCGCCGUGACCAUGCGCACGUCCGAGGACCGGGACGUCCGCAAAGACGCCAAGUCGGUCGAGGUCUCGUCGUCGGCCGAGUUUGUCAAGUGGCUGAUGAGUGUCGUAUCCAAGAAUCGAUUUGAGCUCAAGGCGCAGCUUCCGUACGACUGGAAGCACGCGGUGCUGGCACACAUGGGGGCACUGCCCGCGGAGCUGUCGUGCCUCACGAUCGAAGCCCUCGAGGCCGACCUGCGCACCGAGGCCAAGAAGAAAGCGCGCGCACAGCUCGAAGACAUCGAGGCUUGCAUCGCGGCCGCGGCAGCUACCCUCUUUUACUUGAACGAGGCAACGACCGAAGCCGACGAGGUCGCAGCACAAAAAAUCUUGGAGACCAAGUGGGAGGCGCUGCAGUACAUCCUUGACGACAUGAUUGCGCUGCCCGAGUCGUUGGCGUCAAGCGUCUCGACUGUCAUCCAGCUUGGGUACGACGAGCUGUGCAAGCACGACCCAGACCUUGCAAAGCAGACGACCAAGACGUCGUUGUUUUCAUGGUCCAAAACGGGCCACCUCAAGUUCCCGUACCUCAAGGCAAAGGACAAAGCCCUCAUGGAUGUCAUUCUGCCGCGCAUUCGAGGCGACCUUAAAUCGCGCUACGACGAGUGGUGCAACAGCGUGAGCACGUAUCUUUGGAGCGAACUCGUCACGAACCCCGUCACCCGCCAGUGCUACAAUGCGCUCGCGAGCAAGAAAGACCUGCGGGCCGUCUUGCGCGCCAAGCAGGAAGAGCUCGUGCACAACGCGUUUCUCGAGGCGCUCGGGGCCACAAACGAGGAGAAAGGGCCGGCAGCCCUCGUAACGACGCUCAAAGCAACCAGCACAGGCUACUUUGGCAACAGCAGCCGCCUCAACUACACCGAGGAGCGCGUUGCCGGGGCUGCGAUGCUGCUCGAGCUCACACCGAUCGGCAGUGCGCCCCUUGCCGCGAUCAAGCUGCCGCGCGACGCCAAUGUGAUUUACGCCGUUCUCGUCACACGUGUCGCGAUCGUCGUCUUUACGUCGGGUGGCAAAACGCACGUCCACGCGUACCAAUUGAACGGGGCGCUCUCGGCCACCGCGCUCGUCAAGAAAGAGUUUUCGCGACUCGCGCAGCGCUGCGACUUUGACGUUUCCCAUCGUCAUCUCGCGCUCCAGCACUCGGAGUCGAUAGUGGUCAUGUACGCCUUCAGCGAGUCGUUUAAGCUCUUGGAGCCCGUCCACCACUACGACUUGAAAUGCUUGAGCCCAAGUGAGCCCUACGCGUCAAUGUCGCUCUUUGGCGGCGCCAACCACGGCAUCCUGUGCGUUGGCAGCAACCACAGUGCGCAGUCGUACUUUCUGCGCACGCAGCAGCUCUCCAAGCGCGUGCCACGCUUCAUGGCGACACCCGAUACGAAGCUCGUCAUGCUCCACAACGGUGCCUUCAUGGUGCGUCUUGUGCCGCUCGACGGCCAGGGUCUUCGCCUCGAGACGCUCGAGGCGCAGAGCCACGAGCCGCUGCCCGACGCCGAGAUCGCGCUGCCAGUGGCGUUGAAUUGGAGUACGACCGAGGCGCGCGCGUACGGCGACAAGGUCGUGCUGCUGGACACGACGACCGGCACGAUGGUCACGCUGCAGGUCACAGUGGUGACGGGCAAGCCAGCUUCCGCCAGCGACACCCACAUGCUCUCGGCGCUCUACCAUGUCUUUGAGAAAUUCCCUGUCCGCCCGAAGCUCGCCGAGACCGGCAACAACACUGGUCUCUUGCCCACGGCGCUACAGGUGCACGUGCAGUCGUCGACGCCCGAGCGCCGCGAGAUUGUCGUCAACCUGCUCAAGGCCAUCAUGGAGAAGCUCGGUGCGCUGCAAAAGAACCUCUCGUUGCUCUCGCUCGCCAACGACGCAGUGUUCGACGUCGACGCAGCGUCGCUCAAGUGGCCGACGAUGGACAUCGGGCACUGGCUCCUCGCGCUCAUUGGGUUUGUGCCGGUGCCGAUUUGUCUCGCGCGCGACAACAAGCUCGUGCUUCUGCGCGACGGCAACGCCGUGUGCUUUGACGAGUGUGUCCAAGUGCACGAUGUGGCCCAGCAAAUCAGCCUUGGGGCCGUGAGCUACAUUCUCAAGGCGUCGACACUCCCCGUCGUCGUCGUUACGUCCAUGGGGAAGCAGUCGACGGGCAAGUCGUACUUUCUGAACCAUCUCACGGGUAGCUCGUUUGCAAGCGCGGGCGGACGCUGCACGAACGGUGUCUGGCUCACGCUCUGUCGAUCGAGCACCGGCCUCGUUGUCGUCUUGGACUUUGAAGGCCUCGGGUCCAUGGAGCGCAGCGCACAGGAGGACACGCUUCUCUCCAUCCUCAACGCAGCCAUCUCGCACCUCACGGUCUUCCGCAUCGAGAUGCGCUUUGACAAGGACAUUGAUUGUAUGUUGGACAAGUUUCAGCAAGGCGUCGCGAUGCUCAAGGGCGAUGACCGCCUCUUCCGAGGCCAGCUGUACCUCAACGCCAAGGACGUCAACCCGGCCGACGAGGACGGUGUUAUCGCCGAGUUUCAAUCCAAACUCCAGCGUCUCCUACAAGACAACACGGCCGAGAACUUUGUGACGGUCAUGUACGGCGGUGCUGUCCUCAUCACGGCUUGUGCGCCGAUCAACAACCGGGGUUACUACGAUGGGCUGGCCGACGCCGCCACGUGCUUGGCCGAGGCAUGGGACAACAAGGCGUACACAAACGGCGCCGACUGCCACGAAGUCCUUGCGAUUGUACUCGCCAAGGUGGCGCGGCGCGACUGGCGGUCCAUGGACGAGAACGUCCAGGCUGCGAAAGUUGCACGGGGCCGCCAACAGGUCCGCCACGCUCUGCGAUACGGCCAGCUCGAUGAAGACAACAGCACGACGUCGUUGGGACCUGACGACGAUGCUACCAUGAUGAGCCAGCGGCAAUCGGUGAACAUGACUGAGCUCGAGACGGCAGCUGUGCCCCGUGACGCCACGAUUGUGCUCAACGUGGAUUUUGACGGCAAGAUCGACGCAUCGGUCAACUUGGAGACUGCCAAGACAGCGCUGUCGACGCUCCUGCAGCAGUACAUGGACCACAUCGAUGAACCACGCCGGGUCGCGCACGAAGCGCGGUUUGACAAGCUCUGGGAGUACAUGGUGUGGCGUCGGAUUCACCGUGUCCGCGCGUGGCUUAUGUCGAUCGAGGAAGUCCACCGCGACGUGAUCGACGAGCUGGAUGCGUGCGCCAACAAGAUGAGCCAGCUUCUCCGCCGCUGCGAUCACACGUGCGCCGAAUGCAAGCUCACGUGCUCCGCGUCCUUCUUGCACAAGGACAAGCACGACUGCGGCAGCGACCAUCGCUGCAAGGGCUUCUGUGCCCACUGCCAUCGUGACGCUGCGUUGCUUUGCGGUGCGGUGGCGGGCCACCCCGGCGCCUGCAAUUGCGAACAGAAGAACCAUACAUGCCAACUGGUUUGCAAGCACGCCGAGGCGCGCAACUGCGACGGGGUCUGCCAUCUCGCAGUCGAGCACGAGGGCGCUCAUGUCUGCAGCGUCGAGCCGCACUUUUGCCCGUCCCAGUGCUCGGCGCCGAGCUGCGCCCAUCUCUGCCGGCUCUCGUUCACAGACCCCCACGAGAAGCACUCGUGCGGCACGAGCCGGUGCCAGCAACCUUGCACCUACGCCGGGUGUGGCAACAUGUGUGCCUCGGUCGAUCACUUUCACGCCGCCAACGCAUUCCACUCGUGCGGACACGACCACUGGUGCCGCGCUAUCUGCACGGAAAAAGGCAUGUGCGAGGUCAAGGUCCAGCUCGAAGAGACGACCAAGAUGUUCAAAAACCAAUUGAACGAGUUCAAGUACACGCACCAAGCGAUGAACGGGUCGCGCAAAAAGUGCAGCGUCCGCUUCGACGCCGGCCGCCUCGACCACGCGGGCGACCAUCGAUGCGACACGCUCGUGCAUACGUGUGCCGAGCGCUGUCCGUGCUGCGGUUACUACUGCGAGAAGGAGUACGGCCACAGCGGGAAGCACAAGGCGUCGCACGGCAACAUGCAAGAAACGACGUUCGUUUCCGACUUGACGAGCGUCAACGUCGACGGGCGACUGUACACGGCAGGGGACCGUGGUGCCGCCGAAAUGUGCUCGUUCUUCUGCACCAAGAUGGGUCGUGGGCACGUGCACUACGUCCCAUGCGACCACGCGUCCACUGCCGCCUGUACGCAUGCAGCAAGCGACGGCCGCCGCCACUGCGCCGCGACGCUUGAGAGCGAGCCAAACCAACCCAUGGACGAAGUGCUCCAUGCGACGUACUGGGAGAUGUCUGGAUGGGAAGACCCGGUCAUGAGCGCCCUCGAGCGCAGACAGUUUAGUUUGUGCCCAUACCAGUGCGAAGCGCCGAGCCACAAGGAUGCGAAGCAAUCGCCGUCGUACUGCACCUUGGGCGCGUGGCACGACCCUGUCACCGACGUCAGCUCGCUCUUGAGCGGCCAGUCGCUCGUGCAAGGCCACGUGUUUGACUGCCAGCACUUUGCGACGAGCGGCCUCCACCACCACGUCUUCGUGCUCGAUGCGUCCGGGUCCAUGGAAGGAUCCGACUGGGACGCGCUCACGGCGGCCUUCAGUGCGUACGUGGCGCAGCUUUCUGCCACGCGCAACUGCGCCGACAUCAUCUCCGUCAUCACGUUCAGCUGCGAGGGCACCAUUGUCUAUGAAGGCAAGCCGCUGGCGCAGACGACGACGAUUCCGAUUCCGUUCCAGGGGUACACGACCAGCUACGACGAAGGCCUGCGCUGUGCGCUCGAAGUACUCUCGCGGAACGACCACGCGCUCUACACGCCGGUCAUGCUCUUCUUCUCGGACGGCCACCCGAAUGAAAAUGCGAACGGGGUUGCCUUGGCGCAGCGGAUUGCGAGCGACUUUGCCAAGUACCAACUCCAGAGCUCGUGCGUCGGUUUUGGCCAUAGCAACUUUACCGCGCUCCGAACGCUGGCUACUCACCUCCAGGGCACGUACACGACUGCGGUGUCCGACACGGACCUCCUCACGACGUUCAAGGACAUUUCGGUUGGCGUGCACCUGAAGACCGGUCUCAUCGCCAAGACGCCGAGAGCGCUAGUGCCAUUGGCCCCGUAA
Molecule: messenger RNA, 5844 nt
Organism: Saprolegnia parasitica CBS 223.65
Lineage: Eukaryota; Oomycota; Saprolegniomycetes; Saprolegniales; Saprolegniaceae
Exons: 2
Coding region: 1-5844 (1947 amino acids)
Molecular function (GO): GTP binding; GTPase activity
Source: RefSeq, a predicted model, not a curated record